GUACCUGAACCCACGAGUGUGUGGCACCUUUAUCUCCUUGUGGCCCGACGUGGCCCCACCCUGUCUGAAACCUGCAGGCCCCAUCUCCUUCCAGCAUGACGGUUGCUACCAGCGACCCCGCAGACGAAGCAGCAGCACAUCCGGGCCAGCCUCAUGACCAGUACGACCCAGAGCCAGAUCAUGAGUGCUGCGAGAGGGUUGUCAUCAACAUCUCAGGCUUGCGCUUUGAGACACAGCUUAAGACCCUCUCCCAGUUUCCAGAGACUCUGUUGGGGGAUCCCAAGAAAAGGAUGAGGUAUUUUGAUCCUCUCCGGAACGAAUACUUUUUUGACCGGAAUCGACCAAGUUUUGAUGCUAUUCUGUAUUAUUACCAAUCAGGAGGGAGGUUGCGCCGGCCUGUUAAUGUGACCCUGGACAUUUUUUCUGAGGAGAUCCGGUUUUAUGAAUUGGGUGAGGAGGCUAUGGAAAUCUUUAGGGAGGAUGAAGGUUUCAUAAAGGAAGAGGAGCGGCCUCUACCAGAGAAUGAGUUUCAGAGACAGGUGUGGCUGCUGUUUGAGUAUCCAGAGAGCUCAGGUCCUGCUCGCAUCAUUGCCAUCAUCUCUGUCAUGGUGAUUCUUAUCUCUAUUGUCAGCUUCUGUCUGGAGACACUGCCAGUUUUCCGAAACGAUGAUGAGGAGAUGUACAAUUAUCCAUUCCAGUCCACGUCUAACGCCACCUAUACCUACGAUGGCUCAACAUAUUUUACAGACCCUUUCUUCAUCGUGGAAACUCUCUGCAUCAUCUGGUUCUCUUUUGAGUUCCUAGUUAGGUUCUUUGCCUGUCCCAGUAAAGCUGGAUUUUUUGGCAACAUCAUGAACAUCAUUGAUAUUGUGGCCAUCAUCCCCUACUUCAUCACCCUGGGCACAGAACUAGCAGAGAGGCCAGAGGACAGCCAGGCAGGCCAGCAGGCUAUGUCUUUGGCUAUUCUCCGUGUCAUUCGUCUGGUCAGGGUCUUUCGUAUCUUUAAAUUGUCACGUCAUUCCAAGGGGCUGCAGAUCUUGGGACAGACUCUGAAGGCGAGUAUGCGUGAGCUUGGCCUCCUCAUAUUCUUCCUGUUUAUCGGUGUGAUCCUCUUCUCCAGUGCUGUCUACUUCGCCGAAGCAGAUGAGCCACAUUCCCAGUUCAGCAGCAUCCCUGAGGCGUUUUGGUGGGCAGUGGUUUCCAUGACCACCGUGGGCUACGGAGACAUGGUACCAACAACAAUUGGAGGAAAGAUUGUGGGAUCUCUAUGCGCAAUUGCCGGUGUGCUGACUAUUGCCCUGCCUGUACCUGUCAUUGUGUCAAACUUCAACUACUUCUACCACAGAGAGACAGAGGGUGAGGAACAGGCACAGUAUCUGAAUAUCCCAAGUGUGCCUAAAGCCAGCUCAGCUGACGAUCUAAAGAAGAGUGGUCGGAGCGGCAGUGGAUCCACUCUCAGUAAAUCUGACUAUGUGGAGAUCCAGGAGGCUGUGAACCACAGCACUGAGGACUUCAGACCAGAGGGCAUGAAAACAGGAAACUGCACCCUGGCCAACACUAACUAUGUAAACAUCACUAAGAUGCGUACAGAUGUAUAAUGUGAGCUACUAUAGAUGGUUAACUUUAGCUGGAGUCUACAGGGACAGUAACGGGGAGGAUGAAGGUUUACUCCCUGUAUCGACAAACAUAUGGCACACAGUAGAGUCCAGAGCAGAUGAGUGAGAUUAACUUGGAGAAAAGGUCAGUAGUGAGGACCUCAUCUCCCGCAUCCUAUGGCGCAUAUCAUAGAACUGCCACCUGUCUUAUUUAGGACAUUGUCAGUGUCUGCAUGGAGUUAGUCUUACCUAUGUGACAGUAGUCAUCCUGCUCGCAACAGUAGCCAAAUAGUAGCCUAACCAGUAAUAAUCAAUAUUAACAGCGCAAAGGGAACAAUAGUGUCUACCUUCUUGCUCAAACUGCCCCGGGAGAAGUUGCAUGACAAUAAUAAUUUAGAUGAGCGUAACCUUUAUUUUUAAAUGUAACUUAACAUAAUUACUUCUGAUUAAAAAUAGGCCAUUCAAUCAGCAUUCAGGAACAACUUUUAUCUGCUGCUCUAACUGCCACGGUCCUGAAAAAAACAAGAUCACCAACAUCACUGCUCUGUCAUGGGUGAAUUGAGCAAUGGAGAGCAAGCGAUACUAAUAUGCUUUUGGCCAAAUGGUCAUUUGUGGCUUUCUCUGUCAGAGAUGAAGCCUGAGUGCACUCGCGUCCCUCCCCAGGCCCUCACUAGAUAUUGUCUAGUACAAACUAGUGGCCUGUGUAGAGACCAACAGAUGACAGUGCUGUGCUGUAAUUCUGGACCACAAUAGCACAGUAUCUUCUUUUUCCUGCCAUUUUUUCCUUGAUUAAGUGGAUUUACAGUACUCUCGCGAUGACUCUGCCUUUUUUUUGUUUCCAGCCAAUGGAGGCUAGCAGGUGAACAGAAGAAAUGUCUCACUAAACAGAGUGAAUGUCUUCUUUAUUUAUUGGUUUGUCCAUUUGGUUUGUUAAAAUAUAUGUUUUUUUAGUAAUAUGAUGAAUGUGUGCUUCUCCUACAUUUGGUUAAAAGACAUGAUGUAGAAAGAAACAUAGUGAAUAUAUUCUCUGUAGUGUUCUGAGUGAGUGCCUAUUUCUCCAUCUUCUUAACUGCACCUUUAAGUGUCUCUUUAGGUCCAAGUGUUCUGUUUGAAACCACUGCCCAGCAUAAAUGUUGCUGUUCUUGACUUCAUAGCAUUCCAUGUUUGUAGAAAUAGACAAAAUGAGAUUAAGGAGCAAACUAAAGUGAGAUUUUAGUUUGUUGUUUUUGUCAGAAUCGAAUUUCAAUACAGUUACAGCAGGAAAAGUUAACUAGUUUUAUGUAUAAUUCAUCAAGGCUUUUUAUGUUAUGGAUUAAAAACAUUUCAAAUGACAGUUUUUCUAAAGUCCCUCUACCAAAGAAAGAGCUCAGUUAUCAACAAAAAAUAAUUCAUGACACCUUUAAGGUGCAUCUAUUGUCAUACCAGCAAUGCCAACUUUGUAUUAUUCAUUCUUGCUGGAUAGGGGUAAGAAGUAAUGUCAGCGUUUAAGUC
Morone saxatilis (striped sea-bass) is the source of this 3086-nucleotide messenger RNA. RefSeq names its product potassium voltage-gated channel, shaker-related subfamily, member 2b (gene kcna2b). The coding region runs from base 96 to 1598 and encodes 500 amino acids. The record is from RefSeq and is a predicted model, not a curated record. The transcript has a single exon. Gene Ontology annotation, cellular component: voltage-gated potassium channel complex; membrane; dendrite. Gene Ontology annotation, biological process: protein homooligomerization; potassium ion transmembrane transport. NCBI's taxonomy places the organism in Eukaryota, Metazoa, Chordata, Actinopteri, Moronidae. Gene Ontology annotation, molecular function: protein binding; delayed rectifier potassium channel activity.